Molecule: messenger RNA, 4968 nt
Organism: Thunnus maccoyii (southern bluefin tuna)
Lineage: Eukaryota; Metazoa; Chordata; Actinopteri; Scombriformes; Scombridae
Product: tyrosine-protein kinase receptor TYRO3
Exons: 13
Coding region: 1551-3455 (634 amino acids)
Biological process (GO): multicellular organism development; cell migration; protein phosphorylation
Cellular component (GO): plasma membrane; signaling receptor complex
Molecular function (GO): protein binding; ATP binding; ephrin receptor activity
Source: RefSeq, a predicted model, not a curated record
CUAUAUGGUAGUUAGAUAUUAAUAGUAGUUAAUUAGCAACAUGUAUAGUUUAAUUCAAUACACAGUAGUGGUUUCACUAUUUAGUUUGUAUACAGCAAAACCUGAGGCAUGUCAGAGGAAGUGAGUCGAUUUUCAAAUUAUUAAAAGACAUUUUAUAAAAGCAAAUUAUUUUUCAAACUAGAAUAUUAUGACCAUGGAAGUAGUAAAGAAAGAAAAAGAAAGCCAAAAUACAGAGUCCCUGUGGAGCUACAGUGGGAACGUCAUUCCCUCACAUUCAUUUUCAUUUUCUCUCUGAAUAUUUUGUUCUUUGAAUUUGAGACAUUUGAAUAUUAUAUAAAUAAGUAUUCAGAUCAUUAUUCAUUCAUUAUUCAGAAGUAAGAGUAGCAAUAACACAGUGUAAAAUUCUGCAGUAAAAGCCCUGCAUUCAAAAAUAUAUUAACAGUAGAAGUACAAAAGUAUUGUCAGCAAAAAUAAAAUGGCCCUUCUCAAUGUGAGAUAUAAUAGAUUACUGAGUUAUUAUUAUUGAUGCAUUACUGUAAGCAGCAUUUAAAUGUUGUGGGUGGUUCAGGUGGAGCUAAAGUUUGACUACUUCAUACACUGUUGAGGAAUUUAGCCUGUAACGCUGCAUCAUAAUUUACAAACAGAUCAUAUUUUUUAUAUGUAAAAUGUAAAAGUAAUGCAGAAACUACGUUUAAACAUGAAAAAAUAUCAGAGAAUGGAAAAACCAUGGUGAGAGAAUGCAAAAGUAUUUCCUAAAAACAUAAAUAUAGUACAAGGGAAUGCAAAAACUAUUCUGCGACAACAUAAAAGUAUUACAAUAAACAUAAAAACCAUCAAGUCCAUCAGAAUUAAACAAAUCAAGCAACUCUUAUCCAAAUUACCAUACUUUAUUACCUCAACGUUUUUGGCUAUUGCCUUAAUGUUUCAAUACUUAGGAACAUUUCAACUUAAAUCACCAAUGAGUAAGUGUUGAAUCUUUAUUUUUGGUACAAAAUAACAUAAUCUAUAUAUUUUCAACCUCAUUUGAAAAACAUAGUAUACACAGUAUAGUUACUGUAAAAUAACACAAACUAUUUUCAAUGUAACCUACAGUUAACCUCAACACACUUCGCCUUUAACUGGAAUAUCCUCAUAAAGUUUUUAAAAAGCAAAUGUAAUCCACUGAACUCUUCAAAAAUGUUUGUAUAUUUAGAAAGCAGAACAAUCUCAGAGAACGCCCUGAUGACGGCAAGAUAGCUGAACACUUGGGAAAUUGGGUGAAUUAGUGUGCUGAAUCAAGAGCAGCGCUGAAUGAUACGAUGUAAAACACAGUACUGCUUCAGCCAUAAUGUAAAGCACAUAUGUACAAUGUUUCUAUGCUUCUUGAAAUGAGCUGCUGUGUUUCUGACAGGCCAGCUCACUGUUCUGUCAAACAGGAAAAUGUCUAUUAGCGAAAGUCCAGCAUGACAUAACAGGCUUUUCUUUCCUUUCCUCUGUUUAGUGGAGAUUUUCCAUUCUGAUAAACGGACCAACCUGGGAUGGACUUCUGAGCCAAGCAAAGAGCAUGUAGGAUGGAUCACUACAAACCGGCCAAUGAGAGUGGAGGAUGCCGGCUGUGCCCACCAAACAGCAGAACUCACAGGGAGGGAUCAGAGAGGUGUGACUGUCUACAGGGUUUCAGUCGCCUGCCAAAAGACCCCGGAGACCUUGGCUGCACCAAGCCACCUUCUGCCCCUGUGAAUGUAAAAGCAAGUCAUCAUAAUGACUCUGUGCUCAUAACGUGGGAUUCUCCUCAUGACCUGGGAGGCAGACAGGAAGUGAUGUAUCGAGUCAAGUGUGAGAAGGAAGCAGAGACUGGCAGUCAGUGGGGAUCAUGUGAGGAUGAUGUGGUUUUCCUGCCAGACUCAUCGGGGCUCACCAACACAUCUGUCACCAUCACAGGACUAAACCCACAGAGUGACUACAGGCUGUCAGUGCAAGCCUGGAAUGAUAUAUCAACACUGCAGGGGGCGUCACCUUCAUCCACUGCCACUGUAACCAUCCAUAGAUGGAAAAUUCCUCCUGUGGUGAUCACUGUGACUCCAGACAUGCAAAUCUCAGAGAAUGAGAUAACACCAGCUCCCCAGCACCAGAGACGCUUCUAUAUAUGGUUGACAAUCUGUGUUUUAUUUGGCAGCCUGCUGCUCAUGGCUAUAGUCCCCAUUGCUGUUUGUGUUAUGCGCAGAAACUAUAGUAAACUCAGGUCUGACCAGGAAGUAGAGCUUUUGCCAAUGAACAGUGGAAUCACCUACCGACGUCAACAACCUGAGCCUGAGGCUGCACCCCUGCAGGCCAACGGCGUGGUCCAGUUGUUGGAGGGGAUUAGUGGCAGGCUGUUGGACAGCCUGAAGGAAGUCCUGGUAGAGAGAAACCAACUCACACUGGGCAAGGAGCUUGGCAAAGGAGAGUUUGGCUCAGUCUAUGAAGGGGUCUUUACACCACAGGAAGGUAUGGAUAUCAAGGUUGCUGUGAAGACCAUGAGAGUUGGAAUCCACAGCCAGGAAGACUUACAUGAGUUUUUGAGUGAGGCAGAAAUCAUGAAGAACUUUGAUCAUGAUAAUGUGGUCAGACUACUUGGGAUCACUUUACAGAGAGAGCAGGACUCUACUCUGCCUGUUCCUCUGGUCAUCUUGCCAUACAUGAAACAUGGAGACCUGCGCCGCUUCCUCAUUGCUACACGCUAUGGUGAUAUUCCUAUGUUUGUGCCCCAUCAAAGUCUCCUGCGCUUCAUGAUUGACAUUGCAGCAGGGAUGGACUAUCUGAGCUCGCAGGGUUUUCUGCACAGAGACUUGGCUGCACGCAACUGCAUGCUGGGUGAUGACCUGAGGGUGUGUGUGGCUGACUUUGGCCUGUCCAAGAAAAUCUACAGCAACAAUUAUUAUCGUCAGAAAGUAGCAAUCCGUGUGCCAAUCAAGUGGAUGUCCAUUGAGAGCCUGUCUGAGUCCAUCUACACCACCAAAAGUGAUGUGUGGUCAUUUGGGGUGACAAUGUGGGAGAUUGUGACCCGGGGCAGGACUCCCUAUCCUGGAGUCCACAACCAUGAGCUGUUGGACCUGCUGGUGUCAGGACACAGACUCAAACCACCAGAGGAUUGUGACCAGAAACUUUAUGAAGUCAUGCGGAGCUGCUGGGAUAAGGAGCCGACCCGGAGGCCUGGCUUCAGGGAACUGGGCGAGUCACUGAAAGGUCUUCUGUCUGAGCUGCCGGUCCUGGAGGCUAGCCAGGAGGCCAGCUACAUCAACCAGGGCCUGGAGGUUGCUGCCGCCACUGCUGCUGCCUCUCAAGAUCCACAGACAGACUCUGGGGGAAGAUGGGAAAAUGUCUACUUGCCUACUCCUGUGGGUGCUGCUGCAGUCAGAGAUGAGGAUGUGGAAUUAGAGGAUGGCUACCUUAAGCAUAUCACUGGCUCAGCAGUUAAAGUGGAUGAUAAUCACUAAAAACUGUAUGUAUGUGUAAACCACUCAGAGGCAUUUCCAGAUUGGGAGGGGACAUCCAGGGGUGGCAGAGGCUCCCAUUGGAGUCUGAUUGGCCACCACAGAUGCCCUCCCUUCCUAGAUCUGGACAUUGAUAAAAAGUGAGAAUCAGAAACUAAAAUCUUUUACUGAAUUUUGCACUAAAAAUGUAUAUCUGUUUCUAGAAAAUAUAUGUUACUAGAAAAGGCACAGGAGUGUAUGGAAGUCCAUUACUGUCAGGAAAAGGACAAUCAUGAAAUAUUAGGGAUGAUUGAAGCAAAAAUACUAAUGUUAAAUCAAAAUUAUUAGAUACAAAGAUAUAAUUAUGAGAUAAUAGGUCCAAAUGUUGACUUUUGAAAUGAAAUAAAUCAAAGUAAUGAGAUAUGAAGUCAGAAUGGUGAUAAGAAAAUGACAAAAUGAUGAGAAGCGAGAAACUUAGUCAGAAUUAGAAGAUAGUCCAAACUGUGACUAUCUCAUAAUUUUUACUGAGAAAUUCUAAAUUGUGACUUACUCUAUCAUAAUUUAAUUUUAAAUUAACUUUAUACCUCAUAAAUUUUGGCACAGUAUCUCAUAAUUUUGGUCUACCAUCACCAUUUCAUCAAGCCUGACAUGUAAUCUGUUUAUUUUUAUUUUUCUGGUGGAAAUGGUCUUCCAUACAUGUAUGAACCUUUAGUUGCACUUUUGAGUCUGUAAAUGCUGUAAAUGCACAUUCAACCCUGCAUAGUGUGGGUUGAAUGUGUAUCCAUACACCAUGUCAUCAAACAUUGUUUUUUUCACAACAGACAUUUUGACUUGCCAUAAAAGCACAGGUGUUACUAUUAACAUUAACGAUAGCUCUGUUCUAUUGAAGUGUCCAGUAAGCAAUGGCACUGAGCCAACAUACAUAAUGCCACAACCCUGAAACUGAAGCAGCUAAAUAAAACUCAGCUUUCAUUGUUUUUAUCAUUUAGACCUACGUGUUUCAUACUGUGGCAUAUCAAAAUGUCUGCUGUGAAAAAGGCCUAUUCAAAAAAGGUACUGCUCCUGCUAAGACUGGGUAAUAAUUCAGCUAUCAAGACAAUGUCUUUAUAUUUAGAUAUUGUAACUUACAGAAUUCAUGUGUUGAGGAAUGAUAAGCUAUAAAAUGUUAUGCAUAGGUAUUACCAAUGUAUAAAUAAAUGAAAAAAGGUUAAUAUGUUGCAAAGUGAGACAUGGAAUACAAAAGUACAUAUAUAUUAUGAAAAUUUGACUUGAUGAGUCAAAGUUGAACUCUACCAUGUGAUUUAAAAUACUUAAAAUAGUAAGUAUGCAAGUGUAUUAAUAUGAACUUAACAAUUAUAGAAAUAUUAUUUUUUCCCAUAUCACCCAGCCUUAGCAACUGCUUGAAAAAAAAAGGCUUAAUAUAUAUUAUAUAUUAGAUUGUAUAUUAUUUUGCCCCCAGAAAUUGUAGACUACUGUACAAUAUGCUGUUUUUCUAAUUGUUUUUCUUAUUAAACUACAAAUCCCAGCACUGCUUUAA